UGCCCAGUCAGCCCACCCAGACCAGGCACCACCAUGCCCAAGUGCCCCAAGUGUGACAAGGAGGUGUACUUUGCUGAGUGGGUGACCUGCCUCGGGAAGGACUGGCAUCGGCCUUGCCUGAAGUGUGAGAAAUGUGGAAAGAUGCUGACCUCAGGGGGUCACGCUGAGCAUGAAGGCAAGCCCUAUUGCAACCACCCCUACUACGCUGCCAUGUUCGGACCCAAAGGCUUUGGGCGUGGUGGAGGUGAGAGUCACACUUUCAAGUGAACCCAGGUUUUGGAGACCCCAUCCCUGGCUGCCCGCUAGGCCGCUGCCCCUCCAGGCUGAUGGGAGGCCUACCCACCAGCACCUGGGUCUCCCCUGUAGACCUCUAUGCCCUCAAUAAAC
Camelus dromedarius (Arabian camel) is the source of this 387-nucleotide messenger RNA. Its product is annotated as cysteine-rich protein 1. NCBI's taxonomy places the organism in Eukaryota, Metazoa, Chordata, Mammalia, Artiodactyla, Camelidae. The record is from RefSeq and is a predicted model, not a curated record. Gene Ontology annotation, molecular function: zinc ion binding. The coding region runs from base 34 to 267 and encodes 77 amino acids. The transcript has a single exon. Gene Ontology annotation, biological process: intrinsic apoptotic signaling pathway in response to DNA damage; regulation of gene expression.